AUGGCGGCCAGGUUGGUGUGUGUCUCUGUGCUGUGGUUGUGUGUUUGUGUGUCACUGGUAGAGGAUGUGUCUCCUGCUCUGUUUCAGGUCCUUUUGUGUGCGCUGCACCAGAUGCUGAAUGCUGGGUCAGAGAGAGAGAGAGAGAGAGAGAGAGAGAGAGAGAGAGAGAGAUAAAGAGCAGCCUGCAUGCAGCAGAAUCAGUGAGAGAGAGAGCUGACUCUGAUACUAUGUUCUUCACACUCGUCUGUUGGAUGAGUUGUGAAAAUCUUAUCUCCUCAUCUGUCUCACAGAUACAAGCUGACAAUGGGGAUGGAGAGUCUAAUCGAAGCCUUUUAAGAAUUAGAAUGUGAAGUUAAGACUUAUUUAACUGAGCUGUCACAGUUAGUGGACUGUAUAAUACUUCAUGUGAUUUCUGCCUGGUGUGUUCAGUGACAUACCUGCAGAUGUGAUGAUGUGGAUGGUGCAGAGAGGCUGACCUCUGCAGCAGCGCAGGCAGCGGGGCAUGCAGCUCCGCUCUGUAAUGUAGCGGUGAGACUGGUAAAGAUUUUGGUCCAGAGUUGAGACGUAACAGAUUGAUCUGAUGAUGGGGUUCUUGUGAAUUGUAAAUAAACACAGAGUCAAUUUAAGCCAAUUUUCGCUCUGGAUUACAAGGAUUGUUUCCAUCGGCACCCAUCAUAGAACAAAAUACUGAUCUUUCUUUAACAUCUCUGAAUUAUAUGUGUAUACCCAUUAAGACAGUGAACCUCAGAGUCUUUAUGGCUGCACUCAUCACUAGUUUCACUCCGUAUGUUUACAUGUGGUUAUAGCCCAAUUAGGGGAUCGAGUCCUUGUCCUAGUUUACAAGCACGCGACAAGAAUUAAAUCAUUUACUGCAGCAUGUCUGUCUCUGCUAUUGUGGGUGGUGACAUGAUGACUCCUUAUAGCUUGUUACCAGCAAGUACCAUCAAGGCAUGUCUAUCUGCAGAAUGUUUAUGUGAGCUCCCAUACAGUGCACCAAAAUAUUAAGUUUUGAGCUAAGGAAAAUAAAAGUACUCACACAAUGCAAGUGAUCUGGUUCACACAAGUUCUUGUAUUGUGGGAACUUGUUCGAUCUCUCCACCUUGUUCCUUCACUAUCCACUGUCCUCAAAUCCAUCGGUAAAGACUAAAAAGAGCCCCCCAAAAUACAUUUAAAAUGAUUAAUUGUUCCCUACUAUCUAAAUGUUGUCAUUAUAAGGAACAUUAUGAAUUAUCUUGCAUGAACAAGUGUGCAUACUAUCUUGUGCAGAAGUUGUUAAUUUCUAAGGGAAAAGUUAACAACUAACACAAGUUCAAACCUAUUGGGAGCAAUUUUAGUAUCUUUUGUGCACAAGAUUAUUUUCAUGCUAGAUUUUUUUUUUAAGGUAAGUUACCUUAUGUUAGCAUCGUGUGUGCACAAAAUACUGCUAUUGUGCACACGAGAUAAGGGAACUGGGUGCAUAUGAGUAUAUCUUGUGCACAAUAUACUAAACUUGUGUGCAUAUUUCACAUACGAUAUAAGGUCUUGUGUGUGCAAGUUAUUAACUUGUCAGCACAAGAUUUUGACACUGGAUUGUGUUGACAAGAUAAUUAAGAUUUUAUACAGUACAAAUUAAUUUAUUCAUUUAUCUUGUGAGAUAAGUGAUCUUGUUCACACAGAGUGAUAACUUCUUACUGUUACAUGAUUUUGAUAUGCGCACAAAUGUAAAUCAUGUGAAGAAAAAAUUCCAAAAUGUUACUUUUUGUUGACUUUGGUGGCUCAGUAAUUUUGGAUAUACUAAAUCUGAUACAGAAUUUAGCCAAAGCUUUAGCAAUGGUUUGUGCAAUAUUAUUAUAGGAUUUGCCUCAGGUCAGCAUAUUACAGUGUGUAACAGAUCACCUGCUGGUCCUGCAGACCUGCACAAUCUAAAAUGACAUGUUUUAAUGUUUCACUACCAGCAGGAACAGGAUGUUGGGCUGCUUGCACCUUAACCUGGUUUGAUGACUCAAAACCUGAAAAACGUUGUGGAUAUUACAGGAAACCACAUCAGUCUUGUUUCAAGGCAGUCAUACAUUUUAGAGUCACAUAGAUGUCCACAUCACAUUUCUCAUGUCCUAAGUCCAACACCUGCUGCCUGCAAUCAGAAUUUGAAACCUACUGGAUGAGUUUCUCUCUGGCUGAUGUCAGGAGCAUCAACACUUUAGUUAAUCUCUUUAAGCAACUAUUACCACCACCAAGUGUGGAUGACCUAUAUUCAGACAUAACAGAAGAAAACUAACUGGACAAACUAACUUCUCCUCCAGCACUGCCACACACCUGGACCGGAGCACUCCUGCCUGCUCACCUGUCCUGAGGAAGCGCUCCCGCUCUUCCACCCCCCAGCUGAGCCCUGAGGCAGACAGCAGCAUGGUGGAGAAGAGCUCCUCUGAUCAGGGCUCAGACCGCUCCCCGAACACCCCCGAACCACCACAGACGAUUCAGCAUCAACGCACCUGUUCACAGUCUGGCCAUCCCCCCAACAUCAGCACCAGAGGAGGAGGCAAGAACUCUAAGGUGAGCUGGAAACAAUUCAUUUCUUUGCAUGUGAGCGUAUGAAGUUAAAAAUGUACAAAUCUGCAGUCUGGCAUGAUGGACAUUGAGGCUAAGAUACUGCAGCAUACAAAAUGAGGCCUUAUUUGCUCCAUACAGUAAGAUUUAAACAUGUUCAAAAAAUUCAAACAAACAAACAUACAGAGAAAAGCUUAAAGACCUCAAAUGUGAUUUUUCAUCUGAAGAAGUACAGAAAACUGUCAACUGUGAUCAGUCAACUGAAGUCCUCCAAAAGCCCACUGGGAGGAUACGCAUUUCUAAAACCGUUACCAAAUUUUAACGACAUGAUCUUGACCCAAAAAUUAAAAAUGAACUGUUUUGAAAGUAAAACAAAGAAAGCAAUCAGUGCACUGUAAAAGUGAAUAUGGGGCCCUAAUGACAAAAGUGAAGAAACAAGUAUCACAGCUUUUUGGAGUUAAGAAGCCCAACUUCAAAUUUGGCAGCUACUGUAUGAAUGUGCAUUUGGUUCAUCUUUAUUAUAUGUCAAAAUAAUUAUGUCUAAUUAGUAUGUCUAAUUAGUCUAACCAGGGCCUUAUUAAAUGUCAAAACAAAGGUUGCUGUCUUAUUAGCCCAAUUUUAUUACAGAAAAUUGAUAAAUGCUCGUCCAGUGGGCCUGAGUUUAUCAUAAGUCAAAGUAUAAAAUCAGAACCAAAUUGACCACAUUUCUUUUACAUUUCAAAACCAUGAAGUUAGAGUCAAGUUGGUCCAACUUUGCCAUUCAUUUUAGCGUACAUACUCUAUUUUUAUUUAAUUGUUUUGUGGGGUUCAAAGGUCCAUAAAAACUUUGAAAGCAAGAACAAGAACUUUGAAAAGUUUAGAAAGUUACAGGUCAUCAGGUCAGUCAGUCUCUGCAGUGAGCUGUUGGGAUUAUUACAUGAUGCAGGAUUUAUUACAAACUGCUAUUCUCUUAAUGAGUGUUUACAUAACUUCUUUGGGGGUACAGUGACAUGAUCACCAGUAGCUGAGUUGUUUUUGGGUAGGCUAGAACAGACACGUUGGCUCAGGUUGUCUGAUGUAGCCAAUGCAUGAGCCUGAAUCCUAGACCUAAAACACACUGAUUAAGAGUUCAUAGACCAGAAUCAUCUUUAAACUGAUUUAAAAGUUCACCUCUUUUUUUCCUGCUGUUUUUCUCUUUAUGAUCAGCUGGUUGAGCUUCAACAGUGUUAAUACUUGACAGUGUUUCUCUCAGUUGUUUUACUCUCUGUUCUGCUCCUCUGUCUGCUUCCCUCCAUGAUGAUGUGACAACAGAAGAGUCAGAGCUGGUACAAUGUAAGUCCACCUGUUUGAUUACACUAAAAAUGUCUGUUUAGUGUUUUUAGGAUGAUCAUGUAAAAGUUACAUUUACAUGCUGCUUGGGUUGUGUGAACUAAAGGUGAUUAUCAUGAAUGCACUAGACUGUUUUGAAGACUUUAUUAAAUGUUUCACCGGUCCAGACAGCCAGAGGGUGCUGUUCUUACAGGGGAAACAGAGUCAUGGACCUUGUAGUGUUUGACAGAGGGUGAAUGUGACCUGAUGGUUUCACUCCUCUCCCCAGAGAAGUGAGCACUUUUUUUUUUUUGGUAAACCAAGGGAAGUAAAACUGCUUUCAGGACAGGAUACAUGCACUAUUAAGUUUACAUGCAACAAAAUGAAUAAAUGAAGAGGACUGACUGAUUAUUGGGGGGGGGGAAAGAAAGAACAAGAAGUCUUGUUACUAUUGAAGGUAAAUAAUGUACCUUCUAUAAAGUCAGUCUGUUUUUGUAACAAAGUCCCACUCUGGGCUAUAUAUAUAUAUACUUUGUGCUGGUACACACACACACACACACACACACACACACACACACACACACACACACACACACACACACACUUACUUCUUGUCUUUGUAUCCUCUGCAGGUCCUCAGUCCAACUUACAAACAGAGAAACGAGGACUUCAGGAAGCUGUUCAAGCAGCUGCCUGACACUGAGCGCCUCAUUGUAGGUGAGUCUGAACCACAUUGACAUCUUUAACUGCAUUCAUGAUUAUAUUUAUCAUCAGUGAGAAAAUAGAAGAUAACAAUCCAUCGAGUUUUGAGUUAUUGAUAAGUAUACACUCAAACACAAGCAAUGUUUAACAGUUUGUAUGCCUCUGUAUGUUCAGUAGCUCUAACUGAAACACUACUACUUUCUUUAUGUGUUAAAUAAAUGAUCAAAGGGAUGAAAGUAUUUUGUCUUCUUCAUUUUGUCUUCAUAAAUAUAUAUAUAUAUUUUUUGUCUCAAAAAUGCUUAGCUUAGUUUAAGCAUAGUUUUUAUCUAUUUCAGCAUCAGUUUGAAUUUAUCCCUGACUUUUACUGCCCCUGUCAAGCAAACACAGGCAGCUUGAAAACACAGUUUGGCUGCAGUAUGUGCUGUCAUCUGCUCAUGUAAAUGAGCCAAAAACACCACAAAAUUUCCACCCUACACAUUUUUUUCACAACAUUACUUCAUCUGCAUACCUUUUUUAUUUUUGUGUUUUGUAAUUUUUUAAUUUUAAUUUUUUAUUUUUUUUUGCAGUAUAAUACAGUGAAGCAUUAGGGCCACAUUAAGAAAAGAAAAAAAAAAUAGACCUUGGAAUUACUUACGAGAAUAAAGUCGUAGUGAAAUAAUUCCUUUAAAAAAAUAAAUUAAAUGAAGUCUUAAAGCUGCUUUUGUGAAGUAGGAAAUGGCUUGAACUGGUCAACUGCAGAGUUAUCAGUGGGUCAUUCAGAGAGCUUUUGUGGUUUCUCAAGAAACAAUCCAACUGAUGAUUAACAUUUGGGAUUCAGAGAGAGUCAAGCUCCGAUGAGCACCGCAUCUAUCUCUGAUGCCCAACACUGGCAGCAACCUACAUCUGCAGAGGCACCAACACCUUAUGGCAUAUAGAUUCUUAUGACAAACUUGAGCCAUUUGCUAUUGCUGUUGCUAUAAAUGGCUGCAUUGAAGGAUUUAGCCUCUGCACAGCCAUUUCCAGCCAUUUCCCCCUCCUCAAAAACAGCGAUUCCCUACAAGUGCGUCUGGUUCUUUCUCCGGAAAAGAUGCAUUUCUAGCAUAUGUCCUGAUACUUAUGACAAUGUAAUGCUGAAACAUAGUAACUGAAGUUCAAUUCAUCUUAAUUCUACAUGACGCUCAUUAAAACAACUAACAACAGGUUAGAAUAGCUAUCAGCUACGUCUUUAUUCCCCCAAGAAAUUAUUUAACUACGACUCUAUUCUCGUAAGUAAUUCCAAGGUCUAAAAUGUGUUCAUUUCUUAAUGUGGCCCUAAUGCUCCAUAUGCUUUAAUAUUUACGAUGCAUAAUUUUUUGUUAUCUUUUAGAACCUUCGCUUACACUCUAAAAACUCCUGGCAUGCUGCUGUGGCCAGUCCAAAGAUAACACCAUGGGCUCUAUUUUCGUUCGCGCCGGUGAGGCGGCGGAGGGCGGCAAGCCCCACGCAGUUGUAUUUUCCUCUGGCGGAGCCCGGCGUAAGGCGAGUUUGGUAUUUUCGUGGACUGAGUCGCACGGAGGCGAGCCGAGAUCCGCCAAGCUGGGCGUGGUGGCGUGGCAGGGGGAGGUGUUGACAGAAUCAGCUGGCGCAGUGACAUUUUCGUGCUCGCCACCGGCGUGUAACGUGCGCUGAAAGCUCGCCGAUUCAAACCUGGUCAGCUUUCAGCGCAAGGCGGAACGCAGCUGGUCUAGUAGUAUUUUGGUAGACCGGCGGCGUAUCGACAUACGUCACUGAUGCCUCACCGGCAGGUUUCCACAGCGUCAGGCACAUUUCAGUGCAAUAAAUAAUCAUCAACAACUAUUAAUCUGAGUCAGCACAUACAUUUAGAUCUAUAUCGAUAUAUUCUGAUCUAUAUCUGAUCUGAUGAGCGCGUUUGGCACGCGUUUGGGCACACAACCUGACCGAAUCAACACAGCUGAAACUGCAUCAAAUUAAAUUAAAUAUCUAGUAAAUAAACACACAUGAUGAAGUUAACAAGAUAUGUAAUGUGUCUCCCUCCUUUUCUUUCUUCCUCUUAUUUCUCGCACAGCUCGACCUGGACACGUCUCCGUGUCCUCUGUCCGUCUUGCUUGCUGCUGCGGCUGAACAGAUGAUUUGUUUCAGUGCUCAGAUGCGUGAUCUACUUUAAGCCGACAUACGGAUAUUAUAAUAUUCAGUUUUGUGGGCCAAAUUUAUUUUAUAUGCCAACAUCUAUGAAAGAAAGAGCCAGGCCACGGAGCGCGAUGCGUCAUUUACGCACAGAUGGUUCCGAUUUUAAUGCCAUUUUUGGAGUUUAUGUUGUGAUCUGUGCGCUAAACCCACCUUUGUCACGUGAGUUUUGAAUAUGUGCAACUUUAUGUGAGUGUCUUUAUUUGUGGAAAAGGGUGUUUGUCUUACCAGUGGGUCCAACAUUACACACACCAAAUCCAUCUGUGCUCAGAUGAAAGCGUGUGGAGGACACUUGUUGAGCAGCUGCCCUCUGUCGCCAUCUUGUGGCAUUACUGUCUUAAGACAUCUCUUGAUCUCUUUGACUACUUCAUGAAAAUAGUAAUACGCCUCGCCGGUGGCGGAUUUAAAGGCAAGGAGAGGAGCUUAUGUGAUUGGUGAAAACAGGUCUCGGCUGUGUUAAAUCUACUACACACCCUCUCUCCUCCCCGUCUACGACUUAUGCUGCUGGGAGGAGCUGAGUUAGGGAGGGGGGAUACUUACGCCGGGCUGCGCGGCUCACCAAAAUACCAAAAUGUGCUUGGGAACGCCUUGUCAGUGCGGCGGAUCUGAUUGACGCUGCGCUUGUGGCAGAUCUCCGGCGAGGCACCAAAAUAGAGCCCCAUGACUUUCCUCACAGCAUCUUUGAGCUUGAAUGCAACAUAUCAGUGAUCUGUUUCCCGACCAGAUCUUAAUCUCUUGACCUUUGACCUUAACAUAUUUGCAGAGUAUUCAUGUGCCCUGCAGAGGGACAUCCUGCUGCAGGGGCGCCUCUACCUCUCAGAAAACUGGAUCUGUUUCUACAGCAACAUCUUCAGAUGGGAAACUCUGGUGAGGACACUGAUCCUGCCACUUCUUUAACUUUUACUGUAUGAUCAUAUUGUUUUUGACCCUGGCCUGUUAAAAAAAAGGGUCGGGUUCCUGUGCUUAUUGUUAAUGUAGACAAAAUUUGAGGUUUUGUUAAUAAUUUAAAGCCUAUAUGUUAGAAAAAAAGCUUUAAAACACGUUUAAAACAUUAGGAAACAUGAGGAGUGGUUUCUAGAGUUCAGAAGGAGAAUUUUGUCUAAAUUUUACUCCUACAAGAGCAAACUAGACCAUCUGCAUGAAGACAAUUUUGAUGUAGCUCUAUUUGGAACCCUUGGGAUCCUAUUAAUUUUUUCUUUUUUUACUGACUUUUGUUCAGGACAAAAUUAGAUAAGGGAAAAGAGUCAUAACUUCGACCACAUGGAGUGCCUAAAUCAACACAAACGAACAAUUUUGUCACAGAAGCUUGAAGUAAUUAAAUAUCUCUGUGUCAAAUGAAUGCUAAUUUUUGUUUGUUGUUAUCUAGCUGGCCGUCAGACUGAAGGAUAUCUGCUCCAUGACCAAAGAGAAGACAGCUCGCCUCAUCCCUAACGCCAUCCAGCUGUGCACGGACAAUGAAAAGGUAGGAGCCUCAAUCCUCGCAGCAGAUGACCAGUGAAAACAUCUCAUAGCUGUGGAUGAGCAGGAUCCUCAAAAACGGUGAAACUUUUUGUAAGAAACUUAACAAAACGAUGUGAUAUGAUGAGAAAGAAUGAGAUGAGAUAAUAUGAUUCGAUGCAAUAUGCAAGGAUAACAGGCUGGUUAACUACAGUACCUUUCUAACACUGCAUUUGUACUUCAGCUCAUGUAAAAGCAAAGUCAACUGAUAUAACAGAUUUUGAGUCUUGGUGAUGUGAUAUUAAUAAACAACAGUUUGAUGAUUUGAAUUUAAGAAUAGAUUUUAUUCAGGCAUGUCGAGUCCACAGACUCUGGUCCACUAAUGAUAAGCUCAUAGAUUCAACAGGCUGCUCUCUUCUAUGACUCAUUCAGCACUUCUUCACCUCCUUUGGAGCGAGGGAUCGGACCUACAUGAUGAUGUUCAGGCUUUGGCAGAACGCUCUGCUUGACAAGGUGAGACCACCCCCCGUCUAGUCUUUCAACAUACUGUUCAGAAUCAUACUUAAAGAGGGUGCUAUAAUCAUUACAUUUAUUUAGAUUAAAUAUGAAAUAUGAAGUGAGAGCUGCUCCUGUAACUGCUGCAGCUUCAGACUCACAAUGAAAGAGAUGAACAAUCUGCUGCUGUCUUUUUUAACUUAAUUUCUGUUUUUUCUAGUCCGUCGCCUCAUUUCUCUGUUAUAUAACAAGCACAGUCAUGACAGAGCCUCCCAAUUAUAGUGGAUUUAAAAGACAGAUCUGUUCUGCGCCACCAGACCUGUUUCAUUCAUCCAAGCUGUUACUGAGCUGUUGUCAUCUGUUGUUAAGGUUACUGUUUAUUUCUGUUUACUCGUGUCCUCGCAGCCAUUAUGUCCCAAAGAGCUGUGGCACUUUGUCCAUCAGUGUUAUGGUAAUGAGCUCGGCUUGACAAGUGAUGAUGAGGACUAUGUCCCUCCUGAUGAAGACUUCAACACCAUGGGGUGAGUUUGAAAUACAACCACAAAAUUCCCACUCAUAGUGCUUCCAUCUUUCAUUUCAUGACACUUUUCCCGGCCAUUUCACAAGGUGUAAGUACAGUGAGAGGGUUGUUAGAGCAGACAGGGUGUGCUGGACCCUGAUGCAAAGUAGGGGGAUCUUGUCUCACCCUAUCAGGGAUGAAACUGGACUUUAAAAAUACAUCUAAAACCAUUAGUCUAACCAAAAUCGUACUAAAUUGAUCUUCUCAUUGUCAGACUUACACAUAUAGAAAAAUCCCAGAAGCCAGCAUUUAAAAUGUAAUCUGAUCACUAGAUGUAGCCUGAGAUUCCCAUUUCUACAUGUGAUACUUUAAAGUCCAAAUCAAUGCCACAGUGAGUAAAAAAAAACGCUUUACACAGAAGAUGCUACCCCCCUCCCAUUACAGCCAUACUCAUACAUAUGUACAGCCCUGUGCGGGCAGUGUGCAGCAGACAGGUAACCUUGACCUACAGCUGCUGUCCCGCUCUGUGGUGUAGGUUCUGUGAGGAGCUACCUGUGGAAGAAAACAACAAGCACCCCAGUGACGCCAAGGACAGCGAGGCCAGGUCUGAGAUCAGCCCCACCCUUCCCCACAGUGCCCUUCCCAACAACAACGUGCCCCAAGAGCUGCCCAGUACUGACUGCUCAGUCCCAGUGAGUGUUUAACAUGAAUGAAAAACAGAAUUAACAUGGUUAUGUAUUUAAAAUUGUAUGUUUGAGUGAUCAUUUUAUUCAAGGGUGUUUUAAAUGAAGGGGUUUGGAGAAACGUUGAUGCCACUGAAGUAAUAUAAUCAUUAACUGAAACAAACUAACAAAAAAAGACAUUGAAAGGUGGGACAACUUACCUUUUUUUAAUCAUUAAAAAGCCAGAUGCAUCUCAGGUACAUGCUCACUUAUCUGACAGUAACCUUUAUAAACAACUCCAGUCUGGUCUCCAAUCAUAGACGGUACAUACUGUGGACAAUUUGGUUCCACCUUCCAUCAUACACGAAUUUGAAGCUGAACUGCUCUCAGUAUUUCCAGUAUUUUCUCCACUUUCUGGAACCACCACUUGCCCAGUAGCAUUGUACGCACUCAGUGGGGAGUAGCUGUGAUGACACUCUGCUAAAACAGAGUGUCCCCCAGAUGAGCUACUCAAUCUUUAUACACCCAUAGGCUGUAUCAAGUGUCAAUCAAAGAAAACAUGAAUCCCCUAAUAACUUUUAGAAAUGGAUCUGUACAUAAAAAAGAGGACUUGAGCACAAAUCAGUCUUACAAUAACUACAUCAAUCAAUCAAUCAACUUUAUUUGUAUAGCACAUUUAAAAUAACCACAAGGGUAGCCAAAGUGCUGUACAGUGACAUAAAAACAAAUAAAACAAUCAAAAAACAAGAUAACGCAAGCAGAAAUACAGUAAUGCAAAAGAAUAAAUAAGUGUAUAAAUAAGGAGGCUCACAGUAAGUGCUAAAAUGAUAAAAAACAAAUUAACACUACAAUGUACUAAAAGCCAAUGAGUAAAAGUGCGUUUUUAAAAGGGAUUUAAAAACAGGAAAUGAGGAGGCCUGUCUAAUUUUCAAGGGCAACUCAUUCCAGAGCUUAGGGGCAGCAGCAGCAAACGCUCUGUCCCCUCUGAGCUUCAGCCUAGUACUGGGGACCGUCAGUAAAAGCUGAUCAGCUGAUCUUAGGGGUCGGGGUGGGCAAUAAGGCUGGAGCAUCUCCGAAAUAUAGGGUGGAGCAAGGUUGUUCAGGCCCUUAAAAACAAAUACUAAAAGCUUAAAAUGAAUUCUGUACUGAACAGGGAGCCAGUGUAAGGAUGCCAGGAUGGGGGUGAUGUGCUCACGCCUGCGGGUCUGUGUCAGGAGACGUGCAGCAGAGUUCUGCACAAGCUGCAGGCGGGCAAGGGAAGCCUGGCUGAUCCCUACGUACAAGGAGUUGCAGUAAUCAAGACGGGUAGUUAUAAAAGCAUGGAUUAAUUUUUCCAGGUCAGGUCUUGAUAAAAUGGGCUUCACCUUCGCUAUUUGACGUAGCUGAUAAAAACUUUUUUGUACCACUCCGCUGAUCUGCUUCUCAAAUUUAAAAUCCGGGUCAAAUUUAACUCCCAGAUUAGUGAUGACCUCUUUUAGGUAGGGUGAGAGGGAGCCUAGGUCGAUGUUGGGGGGUGGCCGCCACUUGGUCCAAACAACAUUACCUCAGUCUUGUUCUCAUUUAGACUGAGGAAGUUAAAAGAAAGCCAGGCUUUAAUGUCCUUAAGGCAGUCAGUGAGUUGGUGGACUGAGUUGGAGUUGUUCUGUGCUAGUGGAAGAUAGAUCUGACAAUCAUCAGCAUAAAAAUGAAAGGAGAUGCCAUGUUUCCUAAAAACAGAACCAAGGGGGAGUAAAUAAAAGGCAAAUAAAAGAGGGCCAAGGAUUGAGCCCUGAGGGACCCCAUGUGGAAGAGGAGCUGUUGAGGAUGCAGAGUUGUCAAUUUGAACACAGAAACUUCUGUCCCUUAAAUAAGACCGGAACCAGUCCAGGGCAACACCCUUAAUGCCCACACAGUGCUCCAGGCGAGAGAUUAAAAUGCUGUGGUCAACAGUGUCAAAUGCAGCAGACAGAUCUAGGAGCACAAGGACAACAAACUUUCCAGAGUCUGUUGUCAUUAGAAUAUCGUUUGAAACCUUUAAAAGUGCUGACUCUGUGCUGUGGAGAGCUUUAAAACCAGACUGGAACAACUCUGUGAUACCAUUGUCUUCCAAGAAUGGUAACAACUGGUUGUAGACAACCUUCUCUAGAAUCUUGGACAGAUAUGGAAGAUUUGAGAUGGGCCUGAAAUUGGCACAGAGGGAUGGGUCAAGGCCAGUUUUUUUGAGUAGAGGUCGUACCACAGCAUGUUUAAAAUCCCUAGGUACUGUACCAGAUGAGAGGCUACAAUUUACAAUAUUACGGACAUUUGGUCCAAUAGUAGCAAGUACCUCUUUAAACAAGCGAGGGGGGAUGGCAUCAGCAGGGGAACCAGAAGGCUUCAUAUGGCUGACUAUGUCCUUUAAAAUAGAGAGGGACACAGACUCAAAUUUAGAGAAGACAGAUGAGGGGUGCAGAGGGGCUGAAGGGUCAUACGAUGGCUGAGAGAUACAGGCUCUGGUUGACAUAAUUUUAUCACUGAAGAAGUGGAGGAAUUUUUCACAGAUUUCAGUGGAGGCAUCAAAACCAAGAGACUUGGGAGCCUCAAGGACAGUGUUUAUGGUUUUGAACAGAGCUCUGGGGUUGUUGCAGUUAAAAGCAAUCAAUUCAGAGAAAUAUUUAUUCUUCUCAGCUUUCACAAUCCUCUGGUAAUUCCUCAGACUAUCUUUAAGGAUGCCAAGAUACACUUGCAGACUGUCCUUUUUCCACCUGCGCUCUGCCCUCCUGCACUCACGCCUGGCUGCACGAGUGACGUCGUUCAACCAGGGCUCGGGUGUAGGUUUAGUGCGCCGGGUCUUCAGAGGAGCGAUCGUGUCCAGUGUUUGUAAACAGGUGGAGUGAAAUCUCAGUACCAGUUCCUCAGUAUCCAAACACACAGGGGCUGCAGAGUCAUCCUCGCAGAGACCAACGUAGGUAGAGGAGAACAGAGCAGGCGAGGAAGAGUUAAACAUGCGACGCGGUUUAGGUGGAACGCGCAAUUUAACCGGACACUGAGUGGGGAUGUCAAAUAAAAUCGGCAUAUGAUCCGAGAAAACAGCGUCACAAAUGACAAGGUUAGACACACACAGACCAUGCGAGAGCACCAAAUCUAGUGUGUGCCCGAGAUUAUGUGUAGAACCGGACACAGACUGCACGAAGUUAAAAGAGUCAAUGAGAUUUAAAAAGCUCCUGGAGACCGGCUCUUCAGGGCAACAAGUGUGGAUAUUAAAAUCACCAACAAUAAGGACACGGUCGUAUUUCGGCAGAAUUUCGGCCAGAAAUUCAGAAAAGUCACUUAUAAAAUCCUUAUUGUACUUGGGUGGUCGAUAGAUGACGGCGCACAGGACAACAUGAGAGCAGCCCAGUUCAAACAAGCACAUUUCGAAACUUGUGAAUGAGAAUUUCAGGCAGAUCUGCCGGCAUUUAAAGUCGCUUUUAAAAAUAACUGCUAUUCCACCUCCUUUUCGACCAGACGACCGCGGGGAAUUAAAAUAGCAGCAAUCCGGCGGGCAGAGUUCAAUAAGAGGACUGGACUCACCGGUACUCAGCCAUGUUUCCGUCACACAGAGAAAAUCCAAUCCACGGGACAUGAAGAAAUCCUUCAGGAUAAAAGUUUUGUUUGCCAGUGAUCUGGCAUUGACUAGACCGAACCUGGCAGAGAUCGGCACAUCCGAGGCAUCAGCUGAUCGCGGAGCCCGACACAGGGCCCGUAGAUGGCGGGGAUUCACCCCACGCCGGCGGGGACGAGGAGAGCAGGGGCCGCGGGGACGGACCAUCCCAUCGGAUCCGACGACAGGUACCAGCCAGGAGUCGACAGGGUGCAGCGAUCGCAGAUGAGGAAAGAGACCAGAUCCCACUCCAUUUCUCCUCAGGGAAACCACGGAAGAUCGAGCCAAAAGAGAUUUAACUUUCACCUGCUGUCCGCUGCGUUUGCCACGGCGGCGCCGGCGUUUACGCCGGGGAAAUGGAGCGAAAGUGCAGCGAAGGUGAGCAGGUAUACCGCAGGGGUGAAACGGCUUAAACGUCGUGUGACCACAGUGAUCAGGAUCUACUUUCACCAAAUCCUUAGCAGAGGGGCGAAGAUCCAGCAGUGUUUGGUGGUCAUACACAUACAGUGAGCUUACUUUACUGAUAACGAAAGACACAAACAGCACAAACAGGAACAGCGCUGACAGCGAGAGACGGCAGGCCACACACACCGGCGGCCACACACACCGGCGCCAUCUUGGAAAACCCUACAUGUCAACAUCACAAGCAGGGGGGAGAACAAUUUAUAUUCUGUGUAAUAAAUUUCUAAAGUUUGUCCACAGCUCCUUAAGGAUUGCUGGGGGAGGAGGGAUUUAUGACCUAUACUGCAGCCCAUCAACAGAGGGUGCUGUUCACAUGAAGGCUUCACCCAGCAAGGAGGCAGAAAGAGUCCAAUCUCUAUACAGUAAAAAGGAGCAGAACAUGUAGUGCUGCUGGGUGUGGCAAAAGGAGUAUCCCUCAGGUGCUCAUCAGUCUGGGGGAUCCUGGAAAAGCAAACAAAAAGAGAGCUGAGGCACUCAUGAGUGUUAUACUAAAAAGCCUUUAUUGUGACAUGGCUAAUCUAUUAAAAACAUGCCAACGUGUUUCGGCCAAACAGGCCUUUGUCAGGGCAAAAUGUUUUAGUAUAACCCUCAUGAGUGCCUCAGCUCUCUUUUUGUUUGCUUUUCCAUUCUAUAUACAAUCAGUGUUUCCAGCCCCUCCAUAGCACAGAAACACUGACACAUCCUUAAACUGGUUAAAGUGAUAUCUGCUUCCUCUAAGUCAUAUCUAUCAUAAAUUUGACAUUCAUUUUACUGCUAUACAGAUGACACCCAGCUUUACCUGUCCAUCAAACCUACUGCCUCCCCUUCACUCUCUUCACUGUCUGAUUGCCUACAGACAUCAAAUACCAGGUCUCCUGCAACUUUCUCAAAUCAAACAACCUAAAAACUGAGGUUCUCCAUGUUGGUACCAAAUCAGUUAUGACAAAAACAUAGUUUUCAGUUUUUCCUCACAAUCAACAAUUUCUCAUUUUAUGUUUAAGAUUCUGGGUGUGAUCCUUAACAGCACAGUAUCAUUAUGAAGCACAUCAAUGUCAUUCAGUCUGCAGUUUUCCACCUAUGCAACAGUAAUUACCUCCACCCGUCCUUCACACCCAACAGUAACACCAUUCUUGUUCACAUUGAUUGGCUGUCAAUCUGGUGCCAAAGUUUCCUUGAGUUCUUUACGCUUUUAUCAGCUAGUUCCUUUGGUAUUUUUGAGUUGUUAACAAGAUUGGAUCGAGUUGUGGUUCAGGACUGUCAAGCUUGAGCUUAAGUGUUGAUUUGUUAAUCUGGUGUUGUUCAGUUGUUGUUCAGGGUUAUAGAGCUGUUGCUAAAUCAAUGUUUGGUUGUUAAAGUUUUGUCCAGCUGUAGGAUUUUCAAGCUGUUGCUCAGUGUUGAGUUGAUGCUUGGGAUGUGUCAAGUUAUUUUCAUGGUUGUAUUUGAAUAUCUCAGCCUCUGACUGAAUAUUGAUCGUGAACCUUUUGAACUCCUGCCUCUUCAUGAAGGUCAAAUAUUUACUUAACCUCAGUAUGAUUGGUUAUUCUUGACCCUGCAGUAUGACCUUCCCCAUGUGGAGGAUGUAUCCAGUCUCCUUCCUGAUGCUGAGCUCCUGACUCCCCCUGUACCCGACAACCACAGCAGCCGCAGCAGCAGCCGUGCCCCCUCACCAUCGCCUGACCUCAAACUUGACCUCAAAGAUUGCAAAGAGCCACCCAGAGAGUUCAGUGACUCCUCUGAGACGCAGGAUGAAGGUGUUUUAUACUAACCCACACACAAAAAGACAUUUUACAGGUGGUGAAGAAAAUGAAAUUGUUUUUUCAAACUAACCUUUGGAGUUUGUUCACACAGGUGAAGUGCAGCCGUUCCACCAGGACCUAAAUGGCAGGCAGUACAUCAACAGGGUGUAUGAGUUUGGUGUGGACCAGAUGUACAACCUGAUUUUUACCGAGUCAGACUUCAUGAGGGACUUUCAGGAGCAGAGGAGGUUCUCAGGUAAACCCCUCCUGUCUUCUCUCUUCUUUGUUUAUGGGGCACAAUGUCAAAGAACACCAGGAAAUAAGAGCACACCCACUCAAAAGCUUUUCGCAUCAUAACACCCACAGUGGUACCUCAUAGAUUUUCCACUGGUCUUGCUAUAUGUCCAUGAGUGUUUUUGGAUAUAAAAUCUUAUCUGGUUGUUCUUUAAGAAUUGCUUUUGUAAUUCAUAAAAAUACACUACUUCUAAUUCAGGCUUGUUUUAUUACCUGCUAAAAACUCCUCACAGGAGCUUUAAAUACUGUAGCAAAGUACUAUUGCUUUGUUACAUGACACCUUUGUACUGUAGAAACAAGUCAGUUUUCAUAUCAGUGCUUAUUCUAGUUCUGUUUGCAUGCAUCGGUUCAUUAUCAAAUGUUGAUCUACUAAUCAAUGAAACCAGAGAAUUCAAUGUUAAUGGCACAGGUCACAUCCCUGUGCUUAUAUAACUGACUCACAAACAGAGAGAACAUUCAGUGCUGCAAAAUAUAUAUCGACCAAAAACUGCUCAGAGUCCCUGUUAAUGUCAUGUUUUCUCUCCAGAUGUGGUGCCCCAGCCCUGGAGGAAAGAGCAGGAUGGUAACCAGACCAGAGAGAUCAUGUACACCAUCACCUUGAAUAACCCUCUGGCUCCAAAGACGGCCACAGUGACCGAGACUCAGGUCUGUUUGUCACCGUCCAUAUCACUGUGGCACUUCCUGCAGCCGUCUGUGUGUUAGUCUGACAGCGUGUGUGUGUGUGUGUGUGUGUGUGUGUGUGUGUGUGUGUGUGUGUGUGUGUGUGUGUGAUGUCCUGUUUCAGACCCUAUACAAGGACAGUCAGGAGAAGAAAUGCUACGUCAUCGAUGCAGAGGUGAUCGCCCACGAUGUGCCCUACCACGACUACUUCUACACACUCAACCGCUACAUGCUCACCAGAGUGGCCAAGAACAGGUGUCGGCUCAGGUGGGCAGAGCUAUGUUUCAUAUUAAUGUUUGUUUCAUUAUGAAGGAAAGUGAAAAGUGAUUUUUAUCCAGAUAACUGAGUGAACUCCAUCUCCACAUUAAAAUGAUUAAGAAACUAUCUAUAUUUGUUUUUAUCAACACUUUCAUACAGCCUUCCAACUGUUUCGGAGCCAGUCUGGGGUGAAGUUUUGAAUACUUUUUCAGCAUCUAUUGUCAGUUUUGUUUUUUCUAGAUGGUCUUUGAGCACAAAAGUAAGGGCUGUCUGGGGAGAAGCUUGUUAAUAUGAGCAAAAGGACUCCAUUGAUCAGAAUGAGAAAAAAUGGCUGCAGAUGUAGGAAAACUAUCUUGAAAACUUUAAGCAAACUGUAAUACUUACUUUACGCCAAGGCCGUUGUAUCAUCUUGAAACAGGUCUUUUUUGGACUUGCCAUGUCAGUGUAGCUUCAAUGAAGGGUAAUGAGAUAUUCUGACGAGAAAUGAGACAAAAUAACUUGUAAGAUUUGAGUUUUUUGCAGAGUAGACAUAAUCAUUCAGUUUGUAAGUUUAAAGCAGUCGUUUUGUUGAGUAACUGAUGGGUUUGUUGUAGCAGUUAGUCAGGUAGUAAGACUGUGACCUCAGUUUUACCUCUGCCUGUUUCAGAUUGACAGGAAGUUUUUCAGGGUCAGCGUCUUUGAAAUUGUGACUCCCAUCAAAUGAGAAAACAGAUAGGUUUAGACAGAAUACAAUACACCUCAGUGUCUGGUGUGUGUGUGUGUGUGUGUGUGGGUCUGUGUGUGUUGCAGAGUGUCUACAGAGCUGCGGUACAGGAAGCAGCCAUGGGGUCUGGUGCGGAGCUUCAUAGAGAGAAACUCCUGGAGUGGUCUGGACGAGUACUUCAGGCACUUAGGUCAGUAACACACAUCUCUGACCGUGAGCUGCAUCCUCAGAGUUCCUGUCAUCUUGUCAUUCAUGUAGAAGAAGAUUUGACUAACCCAAACUGACAGGAUCAACACUUUGCUUUUUUAUUGGACAUGGAGAGCUACAGGAGCUUUUGGCCCAGGAGGAGGUUUUGUCUCUGGUGCAAGACUUUUCUGUCUGACUCUCUUCCCCCCUCACUUUGUCUGUUUCAUCCCCGGAGUUCCAGUCCUUCUCACAGUCACCAUGAAUCUUCUGUUUAUCUUGUAAUCCUUGUGCAGAGGUGGAGCUCAAUAAACUGGAUGUGGUGUUGGUGGAGUCAUGUUCACACAGGAUUGAGUCUCAAGAAAGAGGAGGCAGCCGGAGGAAGAGGAGGCAGCUGGUGGUCCAUCACCUGAGGGCGACUGGGAGCCUGGAGCAGGCUUUGAGCUCUAUUUCCAGACCUGAAGACGAAGAGGAGAACAACAUCAAACAUGUGGCAGGUCAGCUGAGCACAACCUCAGCUUUUUACAGAAGAGGAAUCAUGGGAAAUGUAGUUUCUGUAACAGUAUGUCUGUCUUUGAUUGUCCUGCAGGCUCCACGCAGACCAGACACACAGGUGAUGCUCCAGGAGGAUUUGCCCUGUACAAUUUCUCCAAACUGCUGGUUCUUGUCAGCCUGGUGUGAGUUAUUCUGUCACCUGUGUGUCAUAAAUGUCUAACCUGCAAACUUAUCAGAAAACCAAGUUUACAUACUGUCUGUCACAUCAGUCUAUCAAUCAAAACAAAAACAUUACACAAAGUCUGCACUGGCUAUCUGCUUAUUUUUUGUUCCAUGUUUUAUCUGCCUCACUCUCUUUUUGUCAAUAAGAAGCUGUUCCAAUUAGCGCCCCCUACAGGCUCAUAGUACUUUUAUUUUAGAGUCAGAAUUUGCAAUAGUAUAGGGAACAGCCUUGGCUUCUCUUCUUGUAGCAAAUAUUCAUCUGUGAGUGUUAAAUGUUACCGUAAAAAGACAACAGCGAGGGAUUUUGUCAAUAAACACUUUCAGAAGGAUGACAAACUCAUCAACAAUAUAAGCCUUACCUUUAUGUCCACAGGGGGGCGCCAGGGAUAACACAAAAAGCAAGUUCCUCAUUUGAGCUUUAAGAUGGUAGAAUUAAUAAUUGCCUUAAUUUAAUUUCCAAAUCAAGACAUUAAUAAAAAAUACCUUAAAUUUAAUAUGGUUUGAUUUUUUUUUUUUUUUUGUGAAAGGUAUUUGAAUUUUACUUCCAAGAGUGAAAAUGAGAUAAAUCAUUUAAGCCCAAAUUUUAAUAGAAACUUUUGCACAUACCUUGUUUAACUUUAACCUUUUUUUUUUUUGUCCCUCUCUGCAUCCAGGAUCUCCAUCAGGUACGUGGUCUUGGUUGUUAAACAUCAUCAGUUGACUCAGGAGGAGUAGCUCUGAUGUACACUGUGUGUUUUCUCUGUCCCUCCAUCUGCAGCCUCAUAAUGCUGGUGUUUCUGAACAUCAUGUUGUUCUACAAGCUGUGGAUGCUGGAGUUCACUAUGCAGAGCCUUGUUACCUCGCAGGGACUCAGACCACAGGACAGGUAACAGGGAGUGUGUUUGCUCCUCUUUUAAAACCACAGAAGAAGAACAGGACACUAGACUUGGUUUCCUUAUUUUCUUCAGAUCUUUAUUUGUUAAACCACAGGACAGUUUUCCACUUUGCCUGAGUCCAUCUUUGACAGGUUCAGGUCCAGAAAAGUCUUAAGUGUCCCUGGAUCACAGUUAUACAUGGUUUCCUCUUUGUGUAGUUCAGUUUUGACCAUGCAUUUGUUCACAGGAAAUAGAUUUUGGAAGCAAUUUUGAGCCAAUGCGGUGAAUUCUACCACAGAGUCAGGUCUGUUGUUGCUUCAGUGAGGAUCAGAGAACCCCAGUAUUUUUAUUUUAUUUUUUUGUCCUUGUUUCCUUGCGUAGAGAUUUUUGACUUUUGAAACAUGCAGCUGGCAUCAAAUUUAAACUGAACAUAUUUCAUAAAAUCAUCUUCACUUUUAAACAUUUACGUUUUCUUUGCACAAUUUUCAAUGAUAUGUAACAUUAAAAUGGUUUACAAACUGUCAGAUACUGUUUUCUUCACCAUUUUACACAUGUCUCUCAACUCUUACGGAACUGGGUUGUAUAAUCCAGGAUUAAAAUGUUUAAGGGGAGAGUGCUUUUCCAGAUGCAAGUACACAAUGUGAAGGAAUCACACAGGAUGGGAGGAGGAUGGAAAAAAGAUUUUCCUGGAUUAGCCGCUGGUUUAUAGGGAUCUACAGAUCUUCAGGUCUUACACAACAACUUCCAAAAAGUAUGAUAAAACAUUCAAUAAUCCAAAGAUGUAAAAGAGACAAGCAGAGUCUGUUUUGAUGUAAGAGAAUGACUCUAAAUCGUAAACAAAUACAGCAGGUCCAGGCUUGUUUCUGUCUCGCUCUAUACCCUCUCUGUUGUGGAGCUGAUUUCGGUUGUCAUCACUCUGUUCACUUUCAAGGGGAAUUUCCACCUUAAUGCCUCAUCUCUAUAUAUCAUUUGAGUAUAUUGUGUUUUUAAACAGCAUCUGAGUCCUCAAAUAUGCACACCUGAACCAAACAGUGCCCCAGCAUGGCCCAAUUCAAUCUGUGUCUUCAAAAUGGGCACACACUAAGAGUAAAACUGGGAUCACAACCUUAAGAUCUAUUACAAUUAUACACAAAAAGUUCAUCUUUAAGCAGGAAAACUGAGCAUGUGAAUAAAUGUUUCUUAAAUAUGUGUUUGGGUAUCAUUAGCUCAGUCUGCUCAGUGACUCUGAGGUGAGAGGUGGCAGACGGCUGUGUCAGGUUUCAGGAUAGUGUCAUUGCUAAUGGUCUGUGCUUUCAGAGACUGGUACCUUUCACACUCUGAGUGAUUACUGUGUCUCAUCAGCAGAAAUCCUCAGACCCAGCUCGAAUGGGUACAGUUCCUAGACUCCCACCAGCGUUACCAUGACGAUGAUCUCCAGAGGUGGAGAGAGAUGAUCCAGUCAUCAGUGCUGCUACUGGAUAAGGUAAGACAAACAUCAGAAAUACAAAUUUUGUUUUCUAUUGGUUUCUUCCCAAGUUAUUAAUGACAUAGAAAAACCUAAAUAGUCUCAUUAAAUACACCGAUACUCUUAAAUAAUUCAUGGAAAUAUUGUUAGGUCUCUGUCAGAGGCCCUUCUUACUCCUACGAAAAGCAAAUGGUGUAGACCCUUCCACUUGCAAGUUGUCAGGAUGAUUCUGACAGCAUCUGUAGAGUUAAAGGGAUAUUCCGGUGUAAAAUUAAGUUAGGGUCAAACACACGAGUUAGACACCUCCUUGAGAGAUGAAUAUUGCUGACGGCUUGCUUCUUCAGUUAUACCAACUUCAGCAACGACUGCAUGAUAGCAAUACACAGCGGUCUAUGUCUCCACACUCCAUGUUAAAUUUACGCCGGAAUAUCCCUUUAAUUAAGUAAUAGCAUCAUGUCUUCCCUGGUAAAGCCAAACUGGGGGUUUCAAAAAUGAAAAUAUAGGUGAAAGGUGAAUGAAAGUGAAAGCAGAGGUGUUAUUAUGCUUUAUUCAUGGUUAUGAAAUAAAUGUUGUGUUCAAAUGUUGGAUGUCAGUUCUACACUUGAGUAAAGUUUCAGUUUUCAGAUUUUAAAGUUCAAGUAAUCCACAGGGACUACAGGGAGCUCUGAACUGCUUGUUCAAAGAGUCACGCAGGAUUUCAAUGAGAUCAAUAUGAUACUUGCUCAAAUUGUGACAUCACCUGACACACAGUCACACUUUCAUGAUUUCAUUUGACAAGUUUAACUGUCAUUGUAAAGGAUGUACAUUUUAACAUUUCAGGGAAAACUUUCACCCAACUGUCUGUAGCUAAGAUUGUGUCCAGAUAGUUAUUAAUCUCUCUCUCACCCAGCUGAGAGCCUCUCUGCUCCACCUUCACAAGAGCAUUGGCAUCAGGGACUACAACUCCAAGCCAGACAGGAGAAGAAAGCAGCAGUCCUGA
Xyrichtys novacula (pearly razorfish) is the source of this 21638-nucleotide messenger RNA. The record is from the annotation of a GenBank genome assembly. Lineage: Eukaryota; Metazoa; Chordata; Actinopteri; Labriformes; Labridae.